Molecule: messenger RNA, 4410 nt
Organism: Lachancea fermentati
Lineage: Eukaryota; Fungi; Ascomycota; Saccharomycetes; Saccharomycetales; Saccharomycetaceae
Source: the annotation of a GenBank genome assembly
AUGUCAAGUUAUCCGGGCGAACAUACAAAUAUUCCCAAGCAUUUGGCUGAAUCACUUCAAUAUCAACCUUUGAAUCACUUGGUACCGAAAACAGAAAUUUCUGCCCUGUUACACUCGACCUUUUCAUGGACAGUGAAAGUUAAUAACGAUGUGAUGGAAACUUCACCUUCUCUUCCAUUGAACGAAUCUGUAUCUUUCCAACUCAGCUCUCCAAGUAACAGCGCUGAAGAUCCUCUAAAAUUUAAAAGAAUCAAACUUCAAGGGAUGGAUAAGGAAAGUUCAAGUACCGAUAUAUUUGAGGGGCUUUCGGCGCUCGCUAAAAGCAUGCUACCUCAUACAGGUACCGUCAAUUCAGACUUGGUUGUUGCAAAUGCUAUACCUCAUUCUCAAAAACACGCAAGAGAUCAAGAAAUAACUGAAGAUGUUCAGCUUAUGGCCUCUAAAAAGAGAACUAAAGUUACAGCAGACAUCUCUCUCACACAGCUUUCAUUCGCUGAACAGUAUUUAAUUGAUUUAAACAGCCUGUUGAAAAUACUUGGCGAUAACAAGAUUUCCGCUACUGGUGCAGAUCCUCAACAUUGGUUGACAUUAAACGGAGAACUUUUGUUGUCUGAAAACUGUUUGAAGAACCUGAUAAAGGCACUUAAAAAUACCAUCACUAUUCCUGGCUUAUUGCAAAAGGUUGACGUAAAAAACCUUCAAAUGAUUUUAUCCAGAUGUGCAGAUAACAUAUUUACCGUUUUACACAAUUUUGAAAACCGGUCAUAUAACACCUUAAAAAUCGCGUCCGAUUCUGCUGUGGUUAUUUUUAUAAUAUUUUCUAUGGAUAUCCAAGAUCGCUCUCUAUACCUGGAGCGUUACAUCUCUCUUCCAAUAAGAUUCAUAAAUUUGAUUGUUGAUGAACUAAAAGAAGAGGAUCUAGAUGUUUUGAACCAAACGCAAAGUAUGAACCUUCUGUUACCCAUCGGACAUCUUCUACCUCAAUACCUCAAGAGAGGUCAUGCGCUCGACGAAGGAUUGAUUACUAAAUUGAUCUACAUCUUUUCCGAUUUAAUAGUUUUCUCCGUCUCAGAUGUGAACACUAACAUUUGCACUCAGAAUAACUGUGAAAAAUUAAAGUCAAUUAGUUCAGAUGGUUUGUAUAUGAUCUUUCGCAGAUUCACGGACCAGCAAACGUUCAUAGUUGAUGAGUUGCUAUCCCACUUGAAUAUGCUACCCACUACUCGCUCUCAAAAAAAGCUGAAAAAAGUCAGCGAUACUUGUCGAGUAAGUCACCUAACUUAUGCUCUAGUCUCGAUGCUUCAAACAGUGAAUUCUUAUGAUGGCCUUUUUCGUUUCGAUGAAAACUACGAAAAUACUUUCGAAGAUUUUCUCAAACAUCAUGAGAAUCAGCAACACUCAAUUAGCACACUGAUUGAACACAUUAACGACGCUAUACUUAAGAAAUGCUUUUCAAACGUUUCAAAAGAACGUUAUAUUUUAGAAUGUUACGUUCAAGACCUAAUAGCUUUGGUUUCACUUCCGAAUUGGUCAAUAACAGAAAUAAUGUUGGCCUCUUUGCUGAAAAAAAUGCUAGCAGUUUUUACUCCCGCACAUCAAGAAUCUGCUAACAUCGAAGGACUCGUUCUCUCAAUUGCUGGAAAUAUUGGAAGUACGAUCCAGGAUAUUAGCUUAAAAACCCAAGGAAAUGAAGUCAAUAAUCUAAUAAAAGUGUUCAACAAACCCGAACGCUUACCCGCGCUGAUGUCAACGUUUCAUAAAUGUCUAUCCCGUUUAAAUGCAGAUGAUCCUGAUGAUUCACAGUUUGGGUUUCUAUGGCACAAGCAAAUCUCUAUGCUCCUCAGUCUCAUUGGAUUUGACCCAGAUUCAGAACGGUGGACCGCGAUUGUUAAUGAGAACAUUUUAAAGGUACUUCAGGGAACUCCUGACCAAUACACGUUUUCUAACUGUAAAACUUCAAAUAGUAAUGAACUUGGCGCGGAUUUAGAUUAUUUGUCAUCGCUACACGUGUUUGAACUGGUCAAUCUUUAUGAGCCAUACACUAAACUCAUAAUAUCUCUCUUGAAUAGGCCCAAGAUUAAAUUACGAUCCGGGGCAAUCAAAUGCUUAUCUCUGCUAGCUUCAAAAGACGCAACACUUUUAAAAAUGCCAUCAGUGAAGGAAACAAUAGAGCUAAGAUUACAGGAUUCAUCAGCUUCUGUGAAAGAUGCCAUUUUAGAGCUACUGAGUUUAGAUAAAUCAUACCUCGACUUUUAUCGCCAGAUCAACUUGAAUUUCAACGAUGAAAGCACAUUAGUGAGGCGGCACGUUCUGAAGUUGAAUUUGAGUAUUUAUGACGAUUCAAAUGAUGUGAUGGUUAAGGCAUUUGUUGCUAAUCGAAUUCUUAGAAGAACAGAAGAUGAGGAAGAUUCUAUCAUCGAAAUGGCAAGAACGGCACUAUUGAAUAGGUGGUUCUUAGACAUUGAAAAGAUGGACGAAACUUCAGAUAGCCAAGAACAGCUUCAGAAAUCAAUUCAAGUGAUAUCCACUAUGGUCAGUUUAAGUGAGAAGGCAUUUGAACUGUUUGAUCGCUUUUUGAACUUUUAUGUUUUGAACAAAUAUGCACAUCAUCGAGAAGAGCUUACUAAAAUUAUAAUAUCAAUGAAAAAACUAACAGAUAAAAUCGUCGAAAUGUCAGUCAGCUUUCAGUCUGAAAAUGAGGAAGACAAAAAAGAAGAUCAUGAUAUCUCUCAUACGCUCCAGAUAUUAUCUUUAAUUACCGCGUGUGAUGAUUGCUUUAUAACCAAAGAUCACAUUGCUGCUCUCUAUCCUUACAUAGCAUCUCCAGUUAAAUCUAAUUGGGAAUGCUACAUACUGCGUGUGUUCAAAAAUAGCUUUUCAAAACUGUCCAAUUUUAAACCGAAAUUUCUCUAUGAUUUGGAAACAUCAAUAUUGGGCCAUUUAACCAAAAUGAAUGCACGCGAAUUGGAAGAAGCAAUUCCAUUGUCAUGGCUCAUCGCAAAGCAUCGAAAAGAUAGCACAAGAAUUUCGAAGGCAUGCUCAUCAUGCUUGAUUCACCUAACCCCCUAUAUUAAUCAAGCUACAAAGGACCCGAAGCUUGUGCAGGCGGAUGGAAAACUGCAAAAGCUAAUUUAUUUAGCAUCCGGGUUUUCGAGAUAUUGCCAGCUCGAAAAUAAGGAGAGCAUCUUCCCAAACUUGAAGACGCGGGAACCAAUUUUUGAAUAUGUUACAAAAUGCCUGAUACUUUUAACUCGGGAAGGCAUUCAUAGUAACAUCAAAAGAAUAGCUGUUAAAAAUCUUGUUAGAAUUGCAGUGACAUUUCCGAAACUUUUUAAUUCUCGACAUGUUUUAAAAGUUUUAGAUUAUGAGUUUGAACAAGGGACGGUAGAGAUGAAGCUGGCACUGAUAGAAACUCUAUACGAUUUUUUCCUAUCUGAAGAACAAAAGUCCUUGAAAAUUACCGAAGGUAAUGGUGCCACCACAUCAUCAAGCCUUGCUUCUUUGAAAGAUAAACUCAAAAUUAGCAAAUUGGGAAUAGGAAAUGAUACUAUAUGUUCCGCUCUUGUUUCAAGAUACUUGAAAGAUAUCCUCAAAAUUUGUCUUUACGAUCAACCUGAUGUUUCUUUCAGAGCACUUAGAUACUUGAAACUAAUUUUAGAAUAUGGUUACACCAAUCCAACACAUUGUCUUCCGAGCCUAAUUGCUCUUGUAUCCUCUAAACACCUCGUUGUUAGAACCCUCGCUCUUUCCAUCCUCAAAAACAUGCUGGACAAACAUGAAAGCAUGAUUUUCAAUAGUUUAGUCCCAGGAAUUAGACUCGCGAUCGAAAGCAUAAGGGAAAUAAAUACCGAUAGCUUACGAGAGCAUGCACAUUUCCUAAGCAGAUUGCAAGAACUUUUUUCGGCUGGGAAAAAGGCCACCUCAAAGUUCAUACGGUCUGUCAGGAAGGCUUUUGAUACGUACUUUUCACACAUCAGCGAUCGAAGCAAAACUUUGAAAGAUGGCGUUCUGUUCAUGAGCCUGAAUAUGGUUCAAAUGCAUUUUGAAGAUCAGCUGCAACUUUACUCUUUUGUGAAAGUACUUGACUCAAGAUGCGAACAGUUAGAAGAUACCAUUACAGAUACCCUUAGGGAGGGCCAAAACCAAAACCAAAGCGACAAUCAAAAUUUAUCAAAUUUAAUUAUUGCGCGCCUUUCACUGCUAGACUUAAGAUCAUUCUAUUUCCAAAGAUUCUCUUUGAGUGAGGAAAAACUUUCUGUAAUCGGAACAACAGAAGAAAACGAAUUAAAAUCGAAAUCUCUGGGAUACAAUCAAGAUUAUUCUAAAUCCACCGAAUUUUUCAGCUUUGACAUCACUGCCGAACCAAAAGAAUUACUUGCCAAUUAUUUAAGUGCAUCAGAUUUGAUUUGA